Epinephelus fuscoguttatus (brown-marbled grouper) is the source of this 1224-nucleotide messenger RNA. It is a transcript of the gene commd10, whose product is annotated as COMM domain containing 10. The coding region runs from base 95 to 691 and encodes 198 amino acids. Lineage: Eukaryota; Metazoa; Chordata; Actinopteri; Perciformes; Serranidae. The transcript is spliced from 7 exons. The record is from RefSeq and is a predicted model, not a curated record.
CGUGACAUCAGGAAGUAGGAAUGACAACAGAGUGAGGAUGCUGCAGUUGCUUUGACACUCUUCAUUUUUCAUUUGCAGAAAGCAGCAGAUAACAAUGACUUCUUUUAUAAAAGAAACACAGAGCAUAAAAGAAGCGGUGACUUUCAUCAAUGCGAUUGAUGUGAACAAGUUCUCCAGGCUGAUCUCACGCAUCAUACAAAAGCUUCAUCUGAAGGGAGAGCGGACAUUCAGUGAAGAGGAAGAAGAAAAACUUCAGGCUGCUCUUUCACUGGAUAAACAGGCUCUCAGUCUAGUACUGGAAACGGCUGCCUUCAUACUAGAGCAGGCAGUGUAUCAUAAUGUAAAGCCGGCCUCUCUGCAGCAGCAGCUGGAGGCAGUCAAUGUAAACCCAGACAAGGCUGAGGUGUUCUCACAAACCUGGGCAACAGCUGGACCUGAGCUGGUGGAGAAACUAAAGCACAGUACCUUUGCCCCAAAGAAGCUGGAGUAUGUUGGCUGGCAGUUAAACCUGCAGAUGGCCCAGUCCAGCCAAGCCAGACUGAAGUCCCCCAGUGCUGUCCUCCAACUGGGACUUCACAAUGAAGGCUCUGAGGUUCAGGAAAAUGUCUUUGCCGAGUUUAACCACAAGCAGCUGCUUGACUUCUACAACAAGCUUGAAGUCGUGCAAGGCCAGUUGGAUUCCCUGACUUGAUGCCUGGUGCUCUUUGUACAUCCACAAACAACACACAAACACACACACAUGCACAGUGUUUUUGCUGACAGCUAUGCCAGCUGUUGGAGGCCUAGCAAUUCCAUUCUUACUCUGAUUUAUUAGAGAAAAAUGUCAGACUUUGAAAGAAGGAUUUUCAUUCCCCUUUGAGCUCCUUUUACGCAGGUUUAUGCUCAUAACUUGGAGAGGCCGGUGUGAUAAAUCUGAUUGUACUUUGAAUUUUUAUGUCUUCAUUAAGGAGAUGGUGGGGAAAAUUACCUUUGUCGACAUAAAACGCACUGAAACACAUUUCUUAGUCACAUUUUCUUCGUCCAGCAGUGAGCAACUUAAUGUUUGAUUGCCCUGUGAAUUAGCUGUAAUAAGAUGUCAAAAUGUGCCAAUACUCCGUGAUCUUUAAAGUUCAUUUGUACUGAAAUUAAAUGUUAUUUUGAGUUGAAACAAAAGGAUUUUGUAACUUGGAGAAGGAAGUAGUGUCCAUGCCAUUCUAAUAAAAUCUGAAGUGGAGGUGAAAUUCA